UGGUAUAAUUUAGCUUCAGAUGGGUUUGAUACCCGAGCUAAAUGUCAAUAAAGAAAAACAACUGCCCAACAGAUGUACGUGACAACUCGAUUAUGGCCAUUCAUUUACCAUAAAGGCCAUAGUAGGUGCGCACUCGGAAUAAUCAGGUGCGCCUUAAGUGUGGAAAUUUACCGACGUGCUGCAAAGUUGCUACAGUGGAGGUAAACUUUGCAUCCAAGUGAGACGAAGAGGGGAAGAUGGCGCAGCGCAACAACUGUGCCACGUCUCGUUUCAGCGGAGAAAUGAAGAAAUACCCCCGAAAUGUCGUCGUGGUCUUCUUAGUAAGUUUAUGCAAGCUUUUACCCUCCACGGUGGUGGCCGGGCUGUACACGGCGUCCGACCAGAUCAUCCUGCUCUCCCCGGACAACGUCAAGCCUGUUUUGGUUAACUCCAGCACGGCUAUCGUGGUGGAGUUCUACGCGUCGUGGUGUGGACACUGCAUCGCAUUUUCGCCCGUUUAUAAACGGCUGGCGAGGGAUAUUAAAGAAUGGAAACCUGCAGUGGACCUGGCAGCUAUCGACUGUGCUGAUGAAGAAAGCAGGAAGGUCUGCACAGGUUUUGGCAUCAGAGCAUAUCCUACUUUGAAGUUCUUCCAUGCUUAUGGCCAGAAUGAUUCUGCUGGACAGGCUUUUAAAGGUUUUCCCCGUGACGUCCGAGGUCUCCGACACCACAUCGUUGAUCAACUGGAAAACCACCAAGAGCCGUGGCCCCCCGCCUGCCCCCCACUGGAGCCUACCAGUCAAGCUGAAAUUGACAUCUUCUUGGAGACAAACAACGUCCAACACCUUGCUUUGAUCUUUGAGGAUGUCAGCUCCUACAUCGGUAGAGAGGUGACCUUGGAUUUGCUACAGUUUGAGAAUAUUGCAGUGCGCAGGGUCCUGAGCACUGAGGAAGGCCUUGUGACCAAAAUGGGAGUAACAGAGUUCCCGUCCUGCUACCUUUAUUACCCUGGAGGCAACUUCACCAGACUCAAAGUCAACAUCGAGGCCCGUGCUUUCUACUCCUUCGCCCUCCAAAGGCUUCCCGGUGUUGUACGUUCAGGGAAGCCCCCGCCUGUCACCACAGACCUCAUCAACAAACAGACAGAGGAUCCCUGGAGACCCUUCAACAGGUCCAGCGUGUACAUGGCUGACCUGGAGUCAACGCUGCACUACUCACUGCGAGUGGAGCUGGCUGCUCAUCCCGUCAUCACUGGAGAGGGGCUGACUUCUCUCAGAAAGUACAUCUCCGUCUUGGCAGAGUACUUCCCUGGCCGCCCGAUGCUGAUGAACCUGUUAAAGUCCCUUAAUUUGUGGCUACAGAACCAGGCUGGUAACCAGGUUUCCUAUCAGGCUUUCUUGGAAAUCCUGGAAAAUUCAGCACAGGCUCCAGACACUGCAUUGCCCGAGGGCGUGAGGUGGGUGGGUUGUCAAGGGUCACAACCCCACCUCCGACGUUAUCCUUGUGGCGUGUGGACUUUGUUCCAUCUACUUACAGUCCAGGCCAAGAAGUCUGACGGCUCAGAUCCCCAGGAGGUGCUGAGUGCAAUGAGAGGCUACAUCCGUAACUUCUUCGGCUGUAGGGCAUGUGCCGAACACUUUGAGAACAUGGCGAAGGAGAGCCUGACAGAGGUGAACACAUACUCUGCUGCCAUUCUCUGGCUUUGGUCCAGACACAAUCGUGUCAACAACAGAAUAGCAGGUUCUUUGAGCGAGGAUCCCAACUUCCCAAAGAUCCAGUGGCCGUCGCCAGACAUGUGCAAAGCCUGUCAUACCGUCAAGGACAACGGAGAGCACAGGUGGAACAACGAGCAGGUUCUGCCCUUCCUCCAGACGUACUUCUCAGCCGAGCGCAUCCUCACAGACUACCUGGAAGAUGAAAGUGUAGUUCUAGCCAAGCAGAAAGAAAAACGCAUCACCCUGCAGCAAAUUUUAGAAGGUCAGAAGCGUGCUGAAAGGAAAGCUAGAGAUGCUAUCACUGCUCAGACUCUUCCUCCACCAGCACAUGCUGCUGUGGAAGAGGAAGUUGAGGAGUAUGAGGAGGAGGAGGAAGAAGAAGAAGAUGAGGUGGUGUCAGAUGAAGAGGAGGAAGGUAUGGAUGGAGGAGCAGAGAUGGAAGGUAAGACCCUGGAGCCUACACCCUGGGCCCCAGCAGAAACAAAGUUGGAUCCAGAUCGGCUUCACAACAGCAGGAAGCCAAGCAUCGUGGGGAUGAAGACGCGGGACCAGCAAGAGGACAUUGUGGACCUGGACUCGUUUGUCAAUCAGCACUACAAGGCCAAAGUCAUGCAGGUGGCCACCUCUAGCCGCGUCAAACAACGAACCCUGCAGAGGAACCAGGAAGAACAAGACUCCGGCCCCGUAUUCGGGCUUGGGAUGGAACUGGACGCUGGGCUCGGCAUGGUGGGCCUGCAGCCCCUGGAGCCAGACUUCGGUCCCAAUACGAGGAUGCAAAAGCGAGAACUGACGGGCCGCCUCUUUAGCAGCGAGGAGGUCGGGCUGGGCCAGGGAGGUCGCUGGGUGUCCAUGCUGAGCAUUGGCUUCUCCAAAGUGGACAUCAGCCUGUGUGUCAUUCUCUACUUCCUGUCCUCCAUGUGCCUCCUGGCCAUGUAUCUUUUCUUUAGGACACGUGUCAGGCUAAGGCGGGCCAAAGUAUCACUGCCCUGAUCCAAAGUGUCUUCUGGUUAGUGUUAAAGCGGAUGUCUCCGGAUUAGCUUGGCCCACUUAACUGCUUCCCACUGGAGUUGCCACUGGUCACCUGCUGGUAUACAGUAGUUCUGCUGCUCAGGCUAGUUCUGGUAGCUUGCACCGGUUCUAGAGCUUUUCACCCCACUGAAGCAAAUGGAUGUUUAUAUUACAUAUGAAGGAGAAUCUAGUUUUCAUUCUCUUUGACCUUGCAUGAAGGACUUCUUUUUAACACAUGUGACACAUUUGCAGUGAAUGGAAUUACUAGAACUUCUCUAGUGUGAUUUCUAUGAAGUACUUUUUAUUUUUAUUUUUUUUAGUUUUGCAGCAUUUUUGAAUGCUGGUCAUAAUAUUCUGUACAACUGCACAAGUAAUGAAAUCAUGCCUGAAAAAUCCGGCCUUAAAAAAGUGGGGUUCUUUUUAUACAGCUCUUGUAUUGGAGCUUCUGUUCUUCAAUUGAAGAGUUUUUUUUAACUAAACAGUGUUGUUUACUGUUAGUCCCUUUGUCGUGCAACUCCCGUGCUGUGAGACAAUUACGUCAUACUGCUGAGUCGUAAAGACAGAUGCAUCUUUCAGGAAGAGUGCAGGGUGACUUAUGUGUUCAGGUUUUAGGACUGGUUUCGGUUUUGGCUGUGCGCUUGUCCACAGUGCUUAAAUGAUUUUCUUUAUCAUUGAAAACCUUUAUUUUGGAAAAGAGGUCCACACAUACUUUUGUGUUUGUCAGACCAGAUUAUUUUGAAUUUACAGAGAAAGAGAGCAGGUCAUCUGUAUUACAUUGGCUAAUGUGACAUCAGAGUGUUUCUCCAACUUUUCAGGCCUGUGUUGUGCAGGGUGUUGUUGCAUGUGGAAAUAAAGAGAGAAAAAUGGGGUGGAGGCGGCGUUGAAUGAUGACAAGGUUGAAGGAAAAAGCCUGUUGCCAUCUGCUGCGCAGCACAGGCUAAAUCCUAACAAUUUCAUUGGGAUUAAAGCAAGUGAGUAAUCCAGCUUUCCUUUAGGGGGAGAGAUUACCCUGGAGGAUUAGCUCCGUGCAGAUAAUAAACUUUAUUAAAACGCAA
Molecule: messenger RNA, 3757 nt
Organism: Dunckerocampus dactyliophorus (ringed pipefish)
Lineage: Eukaryota; Metazoa; Chordata; Actinopteri; Syngnathiformes; Syngnathidae
Gene: qsox1
Product: quiescin Q6 sulfhydryl oxidase 1
Exons: 13
Coding region: 237-2684 (815 amino acids)
Biological process (GO): protein folding
Cellular component (GO): Golgi membrane
Molecular function (GO): protein disulfide isomerase activity; flavin-dependent sulfhydryl oxidase activity
Source: RefSeq, a predicted model, not a curated record